Molecule: messenger RNA, 1914 nt
Organism: Entrophospora candida
Lineage: Eukaryota; Fungi; Glomeromycota; Glomeromycetes; Entrophosporales; Entrophosporaceae
Source: the annotation of a GenBank genome assembly
AUGAAAAACAUUAAAAACAUUGUUAUAAAAAUCGCUGACAAAGAAUUCAAUCAAUUGCUUAAUGUUGACCUAAAAUUAUCAAAAGUUCGUAUAUUUAUCUUAAAAAAUCCUAAAAUUCGAAGUCAUAUUCGUUACCCUGAAAAUACUUUAAUCUUUCAACAUAACGAUAUUAAUAUAGAUAUAAACAAAGAAAGCAAAGCUUUGUCAGAGAUUCUUGUUGGUAAUGAAUUAUUUAUUACAUUCACAAACAAUGAACCUACUGAUGUUUCAUUUCAAAUUGAAGAAGAAAAGCAUUUUGAGGAGUUACCUUUAAAUAUGAAAUUGGACGAAGUUAGAUCAUUCGUUUUAAAUAAACGUUUAGAGGGAACUAAAAAGGCUCCCAGGAAAGCAAUUACAAUUCAUGAACCCAGAUCCGAAAAAUCUAAUCCACGAUUAACGGGGUUCGUUAAAGAAUGUAAUAACGAACGGGAAAAUUUAUAUGGACGUAACAUAGUUUUUGGCGGCAAAAUAUUAUCACCAUGGCUAUCAUUUGGUAUGGAUUUAAAAAGGUCAAUUGGGUUUGAAAAGAAAUUGGAUACAGCUACUUCAUAUUCAAUUCAGAAAUCAGAAUAUGCGUCAAUUGAAUUUACAGAAUCAAAUUAUUAUUUAAAACCUGAAUUUGAAAAUGAUGUUGAAUCUGCAGUUAAUCCAAAGUUAUCAUUAGAAGAAAAACGUGAAAAACUUGAGGGAAUCAUUGAAAAUUAUGGUCAAUUUAUAUCCAAAAAAAUUGUUUUUGGUGGUAAAAUUAUAAAACAACGUACAAGUGAAGCAAAUAAAGUUGGAGUAUCAUCUUCAAAUACAAAAGGUGCCGAAUCAAAUAUAAACCCCCCAGGAAUUGUUGGUGCAUCUGCAUCUGCAAAUAAAACAAAGUCAGUAAAUGAUAUUACAAGAUCAAUUAAAACUGAAUCAUUUGAACAUACAAUAGGAGGAAAAAAAAGUGCAUGUUUAGAUGAUUGGUAUGAAUCUCUUCGUGAUCCUGAUCAGUGGGAUAUAAUUGAAUACAAUGAUAUUAUACCUAUAUUUGAAAUAUUACCAGAUGAUUUAAAAGAACAAGUAUUGAAAAUCUUUGGCCAAAAAAUACUUGAUGUUAAAACUUGCGGAAUUGUCUAUGAUACUGAAAAAAAAAAAAAUAAGGCUUAUGUUCAUAAAUUGGAGCAUGAUAUUCCAGAUAUUGAAAAUACUAGAAUUGAAUAUAUCGGGAAAAAAAGUCCUGCAAUUGUAAUUCACAAAAUUAAUAAAGAUAAAUCAAAGGAUAAACAUUACUUAAAAAUUAGUUAUAUAAUCAUUGGAUAUGGGUUUAGAUCUAAACUUGGUUUAGAUGUUAAAUUUAUUGGUGAAGAAAAGCAAAUUAAACGUGAUAAUAAUAGAUUUAUUGCAGAAAUUGAAAGACCAACAAAUGAAGGAUCAAUAAUUGGAUCUUGUGUGAUUAAAUCAUAUCAAAAUCCAACUAAUCCAGAGGAUUCAAAAAUUAUCAGUUUACAUUUUCAUCCAUCAGAUAAAAAAGUCUGUAUUCACACUUAUGACCUUAAUACCAAAGAAAUAAUUGAACCUCCCUUGAAUGAUUGUUAUAUUCAUUAUAGUGCAUUUGAAUUCUCGGGAUCUGGUGAACCUUAUGGUAAAACAAGGCUUGCUUUUAACUAUGAUAAAAAAUUUUUUAAAAUUAAUAAAAACUCUAUGUGGAUAAAAUAUGACAACUGCACACAAAAUCAGUCGAUUUUUAUGAAUCUAAUAUUUGAUUGUACUAAUAAUCAACAUGAACCAGUAGCAAAACCAAUAGUAAAUGUAGUAUUUAAUCCUAAUGUUAUAUUUUCAGCACCUUGUGAAAAAACUUGUAUUUCAGGGAAUGAUUCUUUCAGCUUUUUUAAAAUUAAUUGA